Messenger RNA from Loxodonta africana (African savanna elephant), 2238 nucleotides. RefSeq names its product serpin family D member 1 (gene SERPIND1). The transcript has 4 exons. Lineage: Eukaryota; Metazoa; Chordata; Mammalia; Proboscidea; Elephantidae. Gene Ontology annotation, molecular function: serine-type endopeptidase inhibitor activity. Bases 80 to 1573 code for a protein of 497 amino acids. Gene Ontology annotation, biological process: negative regulation of endopeptidase activity; blood coagulation. The record is from RefSeq and is a predicted model, not a curated record.
CUGCUGCUCCAAGGUGCUGGUCUCCUGCUGCCACCUCUCACUGUGUGUGGUUCUCUCUCCCAGCUCCACCUCUGCCAAAAUGAAACGUCUGCUUCCUUCACUUGUCAUCUGUCUCAUUGUAACAUCUGCAUGUGGGGAGAACAAGGGCCUGGGGGAACAGCCUGGAGAAGGCAGAGAGCGCUCCAAGACUGCCAAUCCACAGUGGGGGCAGCUAACCAAUAAAACCCUGGGCCUGCCCGUCCUCCCCGCAGACUUCCACAAGGAGAACACAGUCACCAACGUCUGGAUCCCGGAGGGAGAGGAGGAUGACGACUACCUGGACCUGGAUAAGAUACUCAGCGAGGAUGACGACUACAUCGACAUCAUUGACGCCGUCUCCCCCACCGAGUCGGGGGCGAGCGCCAGCAGCAUCGUCCAGCUCUUCCAAGGCAAGAGCCGGAUCCAGCGCCUGAACAUCCUCAAUGCCAAAUUCGCCUUCAGCCUUUACCGAGCCCUGAAGGAGCAAGCUGGCACCUCUGAGAACAUCUUCAUAGCGCCUGUUGGCAUUUCCACCGCAAUGAGCAUGAUCUCUUUGGGCCUGAAGGGGGAAACUCACGAACAAGUACACUCGAUUUUGCAUUUUAAGGACUUCGUCAACGCCAGCACCAAGUACGAGACGCUGACUGUCCACAAUCUCUUCCGCAAGCUCACUCACCGCCUCUUCAGGAGGAACUUUGGGUACACGCUACGGUCGGUCAAUGACCUUUACAUCCAGAAGCAAUUCCCCAUCCUGGAGGACUUCAAAACCAAAACGAAAGAGUAUUAUUUUGCAGAGGCCCAGCCGGCUGACUUCUCUGACCCUGCUUUCAUAGGGAAGACCAACCACCACAUUUUGAAGCUCACCAAGGGUCUCAUCAAAGACGCUCUGGAGAAUAUCGACCCAGCGACACAGAUGAUGAUUCUAAACUGCAUCUACUUUAAAGGCUCCUGGGUGAACAAGUUCCCGGUGGAAAUGACGCACAAUCACAACUUCCGGCUGAACGAGCGGGAAGUGGUCAAGGUGCCCAUGAUGCAGACCAAGGGAACCUUCCUGGCCGCGAGUGAUCAGGAGCUGGACUGCGAGGUCCUCCAGCUGGAAUAUGUGGGGGGCAUUGGCAUGCUCAUUGUGGUUCCCCACAAGCUGUCAGGUAUGAAGACCCUCGAAGCACAGCUGGCACCCCAGGUGGUGGAGCGGUGGCAGAAGAGCAUGACAAACAGAACAAGAGAGGUGCUUUUGCCAAAAUUCAAGCUGGAGAAGAAUUACAACCUGGUGGAGGCUCUGAAGUCAAUGGGGAUCACAGCGCUGUUCGACAAAAAUGGCAACAUGUCAGGAAUCUCCCAGGAUAAGAUCACCAUCGACCUGUUCAAGCACCAAGGCACCAUCAUGGUGAACGAAGAGGGCACCCAGGCAGCUGCCGUGACUACAGUGGGCUUCAUGCCACUGUCCACCCAGGUCCGUUUCACUGUUGACCGCCCCUUCCUGUUCCUGGUCUACGAGCACCGCACCAGCUGUCUGCUCUUCAUGGGGAGAGUCACCAACCCCCUCAAGUCCUAAAGGUGGAGCUCUGGGCAGCUGCAGCGUUUUACUGGCCAGGCACACUGUGGUUGUGUAUACAUUCUAACAUGACAACAGAGAUGUCUGGCAUUGUGAUGCUUGUGAUAUAUGCUACCAAUCUGAAAUCAAGGCCGACAGGAAGAAGAGAGGACUGAGAAGCUCAUGGGAACCAAUACUGCAUAGCGAACAGUCCCAUAAGCUGAUAGAAGUUAAUGGAACCAGGUGUUACCUGGAGGGUCUCAGCAAGAGAUCGAGCUCCCGCCUCUGCAGGGCAAACUUACAGAGUGCACCUCCUUCCCUGGCGGUUCCUGUUCCUCAGCCAGGGUUUCCUAUCUGUACACAGAACUGAGUUGUAGGACUCACUUCUCAGCUCUCCCAAGAAUAGCACACAAUCAGCAUCAUUCCUAAUACAUAGGAAAGGAGACCUGUGAUGUAUGCAGGAUGCCUGGGGCAUUAGGGCUUAAUCCUCUCGGGGCCCAGCCGUCCAAACCAAUGCUCAGUGUCAUCUGUGCCUCUUUCUGUCACGUAACUGCUGCCCAGAGGACAAUGUAUACACAUAGCCAUGUUUUUUUUCCCCUUAGCGAUAAAUAAAUAUAGCCACUUUUACCAUGUAUCUGUUACAAUUCUAUUUUUGAAGCUCAAGUAAUGAACAAAGUCCAAAUUGA